This is a messenger RNA of Aplosporella prunicola CBS 121167, 1580 nucleotides long. RefSeq lists its product as uncharacterized. The transcript is spliced from 6 exons. Bases 143 to 1480 code for a protein of 445 amino acids. Gene Ontology annotation, molecular function: ATP binding; kinase activity; ATP hydrolysis activity. Gene Ontology annotation, cellular component: cytoplasm. NCBI's taxonomy places the organism in Eukaryota, Fungi, Ascomycota, Dothideomycetes, Botryosphaeriales, Aplosporellaceae. The record is from RefSeq and is a predicted model, not a curated record.
CCUGAACAUCCUUAAGUCCAAGCUUUUGCAAGGGUUUUGGGGCCCUGCCGUGUUCGCUUGUUUCCCUUUUAGACCCGCCCCUGCACCAUGUUUUGAUACCAUCGUCCCUGAACUCCAGCUGCACGCCGAUUUACUCUUCAACAUGAGUGUGGUGCAAAGAGCUCACUAUUCCCCGCCAUGGCAAAAUACCAGCAUCAUCGGCGUGGCUGGUAGCUCCGGCUCUGGCAAGACCACCCUUUCCUUGGCUAUCAUAGCUGCCCUUAACCUGCCAUGGGUGGUGAUCCUGUCCAUGGACUCGUUCUACAAGCCAUUGACGCCGGAGCAAUCUGAAAAGGCCUACAAGAACGAAUACGAUUUUGACUCGCCAGAGGCGAUCGACUUUGACGUUCUUGUAGAUAGGCUUCGCGACAUCAAGGAGGGAAAGAAAGCCGAUAUUCCAGUGUACUCUUUCCAAAAGCACCAGCGGCUUGACAAGACUACGACAGUCUACUCUCCGCAUGUGCUUAUCUUGGAAGGUAUCUUUGCCUUGCAUGACCCGCGUGUCCUGGAUCUGCUCGACUUGAAGAUCUUUGCCGAUGCCGAUGGUGAUCUUUGCUUGUCAAGGAGACUCGUUCGCGAUGUGAAGAGUCGAGGAAGAGAUAUUGAAGGCUGUAUUAAGCAAUGGUUUUCAUUUGUCAAGCCAAACUUCCACCGAUAUGUAGCUCCUCAGCGCGAGGUUGCAGACAUCAUCAUCCCCCGCGGUGUGGAGAAUAAAGUUGCUAUAUCGAUGAUUACCGAUCGCAUCCAGAAGAUUUUGACAACGAAGUCAAAGUUGCACCAAGUCGAGCUCAAGAGACUCGGCAAGCUUGCUGAGGAAACUCCUUUGUCUUCUAACGUCAUAGUGCUUCAGCAGACAAGGCAGAUUGUCGGAGUCAACACCUUGCUCUUCGACCCUCAACUUCCGCGGGAAGAAUUUGUCUUCUACUUCGACCGGAUCGCAUCGCUGUUGAUUGAGCAAUCGAUACAGUGCAUGCAUUUCGAGACCGCAGAAGUCACCACCCCGCACAACAACCCUUACCUCGGCCUGAAGCGUGUUGGUGAAAUAAGCGCCGUCGUCAUUCUCCGCGGCGGCAGCGCUCUCGAAACCGGCCUUAGGAGGGUCAUCCCCGACUGUCGUACGGGGCGUAUCCUCAUCCAGACAAACUACCGCACCGGUGAGCCUGAACUGCACUACCGCGCGCUGCCGAAGAACAUCCAGGACCAUGAGCGCAUCUUGCUUUUGGAUCCGCAAAUGUCGAGCGGCGGUGCAGCCCUGAUGGCUGUGAGGAUUCUAGUAGACCAUGGCGUGCCUGAGGAGAAGAUUGUGUUCGUCACGUACAUGGCUGGCAGGGUCGGUGUGGGCCGCCUCAUGCAGGUAUACCCUGAGAUGAGAGUGGUAGUAGGAAGACUGACAGAUGAUUAUGAAGAUCGGUGGGUGGAGAAGAGGUAUCUGGGCUGUUGAUAGUACUUGGCUGUUGUCUACUGCGUUGUGUAUGAGAAGGUACAUUGUGAGGCAUCAUAAAACUUGCCCGUAUAUACAGAAGAGAGAAGCAAAUAACAUC